ACAACGUGGCGUAAUCGACUCUAAAAACUAAGCCAUGUUUAUCCCACAAAAAUCCCUCGUAAUCGUGACAAGAAACUUUUGUUAUUUCGAAAAGACUGACGUGUACAAAUUCCCUUUCCCUAUUUUACCAUCACUCCUGUGUACCACAAUAGGCACGGCAAUAGCACGACCCACCCACUUACAGCGUUCCCUCUGGAGGGACAACAACAAAAAAGGACAGGCUUGACUCAAGUUUCCGGCAUGCCCGGUGGUUGAUGCAUAAAAACCAACCUUGGAGUGGUGUCGCAAACUAGUACUGGUAGUCAGAUGUUGUUCGAGGAAGGAAUAAACAGUGCCUGAUUAUAUUUUCGGGUCGUGAUUUGAUUGUAACUUUGUCAGAACGAUACGGAAAGAACCCUCAGGUUGUAUCGGUUGCGCAUAGUGUUACACGGACUGAACUCGGUAUUUUCCCGGUAAGAUUGAUUGUUCGUGAACUGAAACAGAAAGUUCUCACGUUCGGACUUCAAUCGUAGACUUCUACUCGGUAAAGCAAAGUACAUGUGCAAGGACUUAAAUCGGAAAGUCUCCCGGCAAGAUUUUGAGUGUGCCUGCACAACGGACAGUUAACCCUCAGUACGGAUUUCGAGACAACUUGAAAGCACUGAACCUAAAACUCAUUUGGAGAGAGUAUUGCUGCGUGCUAACAGUAAAGAUGGGAUUGUUGGCGGUGACUGCGGUAUUUCUGCUGGUCGUCGGCAUCGUGUCGUCAAUAAGUCUGGGCACGGGGCCAGACGCAACGGAGGCCCGGGCCGGAGAGACGGUGGAGCUCCGCUGCGAUGUCAACUACCGUAACGGCGAACCCAUCCUCUGGUACCACGAUCCGUCUAAAUCGUACGUGACUUACAACCGAGAUGUCUCCGAUACCUUAGACGCCGAUCGCAGGCAGCGAUACUCGGUCCGUGGCAGUGAGUACUGGCAUGUGUUUAAUCUCCGAAUCGAGAACCUGAAACCUACAGAUGAUGGGUUUUUCUACUGUGGGUACCUAGAUAGGGGGACUUUUACAGUUUUAGGCAGCGCCCGUUUGACUGUUAUCUAUCCACCUGAUGAAAAAUCACCCGUGUGCUCGUUCAACAUGUUAGACCAACCAAACUCCACCAAUGCAACUGUUGGUAGCAGUGUGGACCUGACUUGCAUGUGGACUGGGGGUAACCCCUCCCCUACUGCCGCGUGGUACCGACUAGAUGCGUCCAUGGAUACUCAUCAGGGGAAUGGUUAUGUCUGGAUGAGGAGGGAGCUAACGGAUGAGGAUAACGGUGUGGAAUUCAUUUGCGAGAUGGAAUCGGAAGGUUUGGACCAGAAGCGGAGCUGUAGCGCCAUGCCUCUGAGGAUACCACCGCGGGCGAUCAUCACGCCAUCCACGGCCUACGCUCGCGUCGGUGACACGGUGGAGUUUGUCUGUGAAGGGAUUGGCUUGCCGAGAAUCGUCUGGUAUACUUGGGAGGGACCGCCUGGCCUGACUAGGCGACAGGGGAGAUACGAGCUUCUAGCCGGCAACAGGGUGCUCCGUGUUUUCGCUGUGGAAGCUGAAGACGACGGUUUGGAGAUCACAUGCCGGGUGCGGACUUCGCGAGGGUUGGAAGCAACUGAGAGUGCGGUUCUCAGAGUAGUCCUGCCGACAACACCGGGCCCCACAACAGUACCAGAAACAACAACAGAAGCAGUACCGUCAACAACACUCAACCCCAACCCUGAAAAGGAAACAGCCAAAGUGACGACAGGAGUGAUUGACAGAGGUGCUGUGAGUCCAAAAAGUCCCAAGACAACCCCAGCACCGCCUCCCCCCGACGACAGCCAGCCGAUUGCCGCCCUGCCCAAGACCACCAUCAUCGGUAUCGGUGUAGCAGCCGGCGCGGUGCUGGUUCUCAUCAUCGCAGUCCUGAUCAUCUUCAUGAAGAGAUCGAGAAAGAGUCAGAUCCGGCGAGAUACCUCCAUCCAUCUCGUCAACAGCACUUACGAGACGGUGAUCGAGGGAGGUCGUGUCGUGGACCAAGAAAUCAGCCCUCCUCCUGGGUUCGAGAACUACGAUCGCCCGCGUCCCAUAGCCGCAGUGUCCCCGCUACCUCAGACUAAUUCUGCGAACGGAGUUAAACCAUCCGUGCGCUACGCUAAGGUCAACAAGAAGAAACCAAGAGACAUCGAUCCGCUCUACGACCAAGUCCCGGACGAAACUGCAGUGGAUUUGGGGCUCGGGAGUCCCACUCCGAGGCGGGAACCAACCUAUGUGAACCAGGGAGCCAUGGAGAUCAGGCAGGAACCAGACCCGAGGGGGUUUAAUGCGGAGGGUCUCACCUAUGCCGAGCUGGAAUUGGAUAGAGAGGGACGGCUACACUCCAAGAAAAGCCACACUUUGUACGCCAAACUCAAAUGAGAUAUUGACCAUAUCCGCUCCGUUCACAAGUACCCCCUCACCGGCAAAGAGAGUACAGUUGGGGGUGACCGACCGACGCCAUCUUGCCUAACUGCAAUUCAUUUGCAGCGAAGCGCGACCACUGCGUGUACGUCGGUCGGUCACCCCCAUCUGUGUCACACACAAGGAACGGUGCGCGUCAACCAGCGAAAUGUCCCACCCAUGGGAGGUCGUUGCUAGGUAAAAGGGCGCCCUCUUUGUCGGCGCACGGAGCUCAUAGGACAGAUCGUUGUUACUUAUUAUUAUUUAAAUCGCCUGUGACUGUGAUUUUUAAAAGCGGAGUCCAUUCUUAGAAGAACCAGCCAGAGGGUGUUAACGUUCCAGUAGGUUUGCCUUUGCCGUCACCAAAGUGGCUUGACAAAACAGAGGAACCAAUCACUUUUGAAAUUACAGGUUGGUCCUAAAAGGUUUACACUUUUUCAGACGCACAUUUCUCAAAAUUGGG
This is a messenger RNA of Patiria miniata (bat star), 2891 nucleotides long. RefSeq lists its product as uncharacterized. The record is from RefSeq and is a predicted model, not a curated record. The transcript has a single exon. Bases 692 to 2407 code for a protein of 571 amino acids. Lineage: Eukaryota; Metazoa; Echinodermata; Asteroidea; Valvatida; Asterinidae.